Pseudophryne corroboree (corroboree frog) is the source of this 5530-nucleotide messenger RNA. It is a transcript of the gene MTCL3, whose product is annotated as MTCL family member 3. Gene Ontology annotation, biological process: regulation of autophagy. NCBI's taxonomy places the organism in Eukaryota, Metazoa, Chordata, Amphibia, Anura, Myobatrachidae. Bases 330 to 2816 code for a protein of 828 amino acids. The record is from RefSeq and is a predicted model, not a curated record. The transcript is spliced from 7 exons.
AUAAGGUUUUCCGCUCUUUCCCCAGCUUGCAGGCAGUAGGUAACUAUAGUGCUAGAAAUGAGGGACAGAAAUUCAGAAUAAACUUUGGCUCCGUGACAAAGAUUGUGACUGAACUGAGGAGGUUUAUUAGUAGAAGUAUGAAGACAGUCUCCUGGUGACCUUGUAGAAGUCACAUGGAAAAUGCAGAUGCAUCAACAUGAUACAGACCCGUGAUACAGAAGGAACUUAUGGCUACAGCUAAUAAUGGUUGUUUACACCUAAAAGGAGAAGCAAUGCAACAAGGGGGGAGGGAGUAGGUAGAUAUCCCAUCUGUUGUGUCUGAUCAAGCUAUGUGGGAUGGAAAUGAGAACACACCAAGGUUAUGUAAUUGGCAAGGAUACCAGUGCAGGUAUGGUACGUGUAAUUUGUCUGCGAGCCGCAGUAAGGUAAAAAAUAGAGCCAGAAGUCACAGCCCUUUAAAGAACAGUGUCAGUCACCCUGCUGGUGCUGCUCUGCUGGAAGGCAAUUCAUGUCAAUACACCAUACUCAGCUUUCAAGAACAGAACGUGUGUUUAAAGCAGAAAUGUGAUGAACUGAGGAGACAACACAAGAAGGAAAGGAAAGUGUGGAUGAAGGAGAAGGAAGGACUCUUGAAGGAAACUACAGAGUUAAAAGCAGGUGAAAACAGAGGGAUUUUGCUAGAGCUGAAGGCAGUUUUGGAAGUGAUUCAGAGAGAACAGAGAAGAGAAGAAAAAAAAUGGACUGACUUUCUGCUGCAGUUCCUAAGCGAUCGAUGUGGGUGGGGGACUGACCGGAUUGAACUACAGCAACACAUCCCCAAGCCAGAAGCUAAUUCAGCCAAGACAUGUGCUAAUAAAAGUAUUCCAGACAUCCCGAAAGACACAAGGAAGGAAAAGAUAGAACAGAGGCGCCUGCUUGAAGACACUCACACUGCGGCCAUGGAACUCAAGACACAGUUAGAGAAUAAUGAACGCAAUUGGAAAGUGGAAAAGAUAGAAUUAUUGGAAAGAUUUGACAGUGAAAGAAAAGAGUGGGAAUGCCAAUGGAAAACCAUGCAGAAAAAGAUAGAAGAGCUGUAUCAGGAAGUGAAACUGAGAAGGGAGAAAACCCUGAAUGGAGAUGAUGAUCGCACCCAGGAAAAAAUGCUGCAAUUUGCGUUGCCUUUUUCACAGCCUGAAGCUAUGGAAACGCCAAAUAUAGAAAGACAAAGUCACCAAAAUCAUAUGGUCAACACCAAGAUGGAGAAAAGUAAUAGAAUAUUGCUGAAUGAUUGUCUUCAUAUAAAUAAGGAGAGAACAGCUGAGCUGAAAUUGUCCCAUCAAAAGCAUGAUGUUCGCAGUAUUGAAUCAGAAAAGGGGAUUAGCCAAAGAAUGUCCAAAACUGAAAAUGAUACCUUGAAUGAUGCAUUAAAAGAGAUUGCCAGAGUCAGUGAGGAACUAUGUAAAUACCAGGAAGAAAUCCGAACAAGAACCAGCUCCAAAAAAAUUGUGUCCAGUAAAGGUUCCACCAGUGAAUACAAGAAACAUUUUUAUCUAAAAACUGAGAGGAAUCGUACAUCUUGUUCUAAAAUGUCUACAACCAAACAGAAGGACAGUGUGAGUAGCAGUAAAACUAUACAAGCUGCCUUGUUCUCUACUGCAAAAUCUCUGCAUUCUGAAAAAGAUGCCCUAUCUUCACAAGCUCAGGAUCCCACAUUUCCUUCUUUCAGUUUCUCAUGGCAUUUACCAAACUCUAGUUUUCCAGACAUGAAUACAACUUCAGCUAUGAAAGACAACCAAGUUUCUAGCAAUGGAGAGGCUGCUGACUUUGGACUGAAUGAUAAUAGUGAUGGGCUUUGUACCAUGCAAUGGUUAUGUGACAUUGGAGGACUUGAAGACAUAAACAUCACAGAGUCUUUAUUCAACAGCUUUACGGAUGUGAAGUGCCUAACUCCUGAGAAGAACAAGCAAAAUAUGUCACUAUCACAACAUGGGUGUUUACACUCUAACAGCCUAUACCCUGACGUGAUAAUGUUAGAAGAUCCCACUACAGACCCUGGGUAUAAAGACAGUAAUAAUAAAGAGAAUGGUAAAUUGUCAGCAAAGAUUGAUGAGUUUAAUAGAAUUGUAUUUAAGACUGGAAAAGGAAAUGCAGUUAUUCACGAGGCGUCAAUGGACGUGGUACUGGAUGUAAUAGAUGAAGAUGAAAAACCUUCAAGUCUCUCCUUGUGUGAGCGUCCAGUUACUGGGAAUACUACUAAAAAACCACUAAGUGUAAAUGAGAUCAUCGAGCCAACUUGUGCAAAUGGCAGUUUUCAUAAUUCCAAGAGUGUGAAAGCUACAUCUCAACAACAUCACACAACUGCACCUCAAACUGCAAAAAGUUACAAGAACCGACUACAAGAACAUAACUGGAAACAAAUCAACCUGUCAGGACGGCCACGGUCAGCAGACUCUAGGUCCAACUAUGGGGUUGUUGAAAAGCUUUUGAAAAGCUAUGAGACCAAAGCUGCUGCUCCUUUUUGUAAUUCUAAGCAGUCACUAAGCAAAUGGACACAGUCAGACUUCCUGCUGACUGAUAAUAGUUCUGAAUCUUUGACUCAGUGUUUAGAAAUGCUUCAUCUCGAACAAGCAACAAACGUUUUACAGAGUGACAUUCAUUGGCAAUCAAAGCAGGAAGCAAUGAGCCUCAAGCUGCCUGAGAUAUCAUUGACAACAUCAUCAAAUGGAAAAGGAUUUUCGCGUCCUGCACGACCUGCUAAUAGACGCCCGCCUUCUAGAUGGGCAUCAGCAAGAUCUCCUUCGAUGUCUGCAGCUGUUAGGAGAGCAACACACUAAGCUCUGCUGUAAUAUGUUUUUCAAGCCUGGAUGACUGUCCACAUUUAUAAUUAUGUUGUGAUUUCCAAAGUGUUACAGCGGACUGGUAUAUUAAAUAUAGGAGAGAUAAGUGACUUAAGUCAGUAUUUGACCUAAAAUAACCAGUACAACAUGUCUCUUCAUGAUAGAUAUUAUGCAAUCAGCGGACUAGACAGAUAUGAGUGUUGUACAGCAUCUUAUAGGCAGCUAAUUGUACCAUAGAAAAAUACUUUUUCCCAGGUAAAAUGCUGUAUAGUACAGUAUACCACAUUUUAAAUAUUUAAUUCCCUGCACCUUUGUUAAAGGAACAGUAACAUAAACCAUCUGAAAACGAAAUAUUAUUUUCUACCUAGAAAACAAAGAAUCAGUACCAACAGGAAAGUCAUAUAAACAUUUAUGUACUAAUUUCUAUACUUUCCGUCUGAUUUAAUGCAGAGGUUUUCCGUACAAUCCCAAUUUCUCAUUUAUCAGGCUGUUUAAAAUAAUAUUUAAGGUUUACUUAUUUCAUCUAUAAUAAAUGACGGUAUAUGAUAUGAAUGCGUUUAAUGCAGUGUGUGUUCCUUUAACACUUGUGCUCAUGAAAAUCAUGAUAAUCCAUACAAAUCGUCAUAAGACCACGUUGAUAACAUUAUUAAACUAGACUUCAGUGUUUUGUGACUGGCAGAAACAUAUUUCUGUACUUUUUAUAUUAUAUAGUUUGUAUGCAUUUUUAUGGUUAUCGUUCAUUUAAUAAUAUUUGGUAGACAUAUGUACAGUUCCAUUUUGUUAUGUAUUUCCAGCAUUAAAGCAGGUGUAAAUGUCAUAUGCAUGUAACAUGAUCAUAAUGCAUGUAUGUAAGUAUGCAGUGUCCUGUGUUUAGACAUUGCUGGAGCAAUGCUUACAUAUAAACUACAGGACGUACACAUAUUAUUUAAUCUCUGCAGUCUUUAUCUGCAGAAAAUAUUCAAUACGUCGUAUAUACUUCUAAUUUUAUCUAUUAGCCUGCAAAUAUGAUUUUUAUUGUAUAACUUAUGUAAUUGUUUCAUAAACAUAUAUGUUAGUUCUGGUUAGCAAAAGCCAUGUAUCUCAGCUGACAUACAUGUACUUGCUAUAUGGGCUUUUCUCCCUUUCCUGGAAGUUAAUUCACUUCCAUUUUGGAUAUAAGGGAGUUUCUCAUUAGGCCCUAAAAACAUUUAAAUUUUCAGCAGAUAAUAUUGUAUUAUCAGCCUGGAUCCUUUAUGAAAUAAGGGGAAGGGUCGUUAGUAGACUGGUAUUUAUAUAGCAGGCUGGUGAAUAUACAAAGGAUUUAGUGUCAAAUAUAAAUCAUUGUUCCUUACCAGCCCAGCUAUUUCUGAUAAUUUACUCGUUAGUAAUAUGGCUUUUUAUGUACAGAGCCAUUCCAAAAGUAUAUUUAUCUCAUUUCAUAGGACCAUUACAUGUCAUUUGCCAAACUGUAGUGUCUAAGUAGUUCUAUUUCUAUUAUGUGGAUCCAUAGUUCUAGUAAAAUUGAAAAUCUGAGGAUGUCAUGAAUGCAGAAUGUGUGGUGUCAAUAUUCCCUGGCAGUGUUUGUAAAUGUACAUGAUAGAUGGAGGGAAGCACUAGCACUUAUGGCCAUCAAUACUCUGUUAGCAUGUUUCUCGGCAUCUUUCAGCCAACAGGUAAACCGUUGACUGAUAUUUUAGGACAAGUAUAAACUUAGCUUAUAUUUUGGCAUCAGCUCACAUACACAGAUAUUGCAUCAGUAGCUUCAAGGAAUAUGAUAGCUCUGGUGCCAGAUAUCCUACAAAUAUGUUUUUAUCAUGUCCAGUUACUAGUCAUAAAUAGUAUUUCUGCUUUUAAUAAAGCGGUAUCUUACUGGUACUCUAUUGGAGUAAUAGAUGUCUUCUUGGAUAGAUGCAGCAUUAAUUUGUCUGGCACCAGGAAUUUCGGAAAACUAUGUCUUAUUUACUUUUUAUUAAAGCUUUUUUAAACCAUUUCAUUUUUAUUGAAGUCAUUGUUGAAAAGAAACUCCUGACAAAAGCCAUUAUAAAAUGAGAUUAUAUGAAGAAAACAAUUAUGUAUUGGCAAAUUCAAGUUACAUUCAUAAUUUUUAUUCAAACGUCAUGUCUUGGUGUCAUACUCUCAUACCCAUGUGAUGCUGUAUGCGCUGCUGAUUUAGUAGAGGUGCUGAAUAGGCACAGAGGCCUGAGUGGCAUUUCAUGUGCGUGGAAGAAUUUCAUAGUUUGUAAGUGUGAAUCAGAAAGCGUGGCACAUUUUCUAUUUAGAAAAAGGAAGAAGCCAUGUUGUGCUCUCCAGUCACUACUUAAGAGUGAGGAGAAAUGCUCUCCAGUAUACGGGAGCUUCUUCCUGGUACUCUUUGCAUUUCCCAUGGCCAAUAAGUUCUCAGUUUAGUGUCAUUCUUUCUGCACUUUAUGCCAGCGCUCUUUUACAAGAAGGAGUCCCUACACUUUUCAUUAGAGGUUGGUGAUUGAUUUGUCCGGUCAAGGUUUUACCACAUAGUGUCUCCCUGCUUAAGUUUUGAUCCAGAGUAUUUGAUGUUCUUACUAUACCAUGUUAUCCAUUUAAUAUAUUUAUUACUUUUUAUGUAAAAUAGGGGUGGUCGAAAUGUAACGUCCCCAAGCUUUGGUGCCUUUAAUUCUCUGUGAUCUGCAUUGAGUUUUAUAUGGCUGUAUAAAGUGUUCUCUGAAACAAUAAAAACAUCAGUGUCUGCAGACAAA